CGUGGUUUCCGGAGCGGAUCGGAACCCGGAGCGCGGAUCCGAUCCGGGUCUGGCCAUUGCCGGGGCAGGUUUAAAAAAUGGCUGAAGAUGGCAGUGAUGAGAUUAUGUUUAUUUGGUGUGAGGACUGUGGGCAGUACCAUGAUUCAGAGUGUCCUGAGCUGGGCCCAGUGGUGACAGUCAAAGACUCCUUUGUCUUGAGCAGGGCAAGGUCAUCUCUGCCUUCUAAUUUGGAGAUAAGACAACUGGAAGAUGGGACUGAAGGAGUGUUUGCUCUGACCCAGCUGGUGAAACGCACCCAGUUUGGCCCAUUUGAGUGCAAGAGAGUUCUCAAGGUGGAAAAAGAAUCAGUUUUUCCCCUGAAGGUGUUCCAGAAGGAUGGGCCCCUGGUGUAUUUUGACACCACAAACGAGGACGAUUGCAACUGGAUGAUGAUGGUGCGACCGGCCACCGAGUAUGAGCACCAAAACUUAACUGCCUUCCAGCAUGACAAUGACAUUUACUUCACCACCUGCCAGGAUAUCCCGCCAGGGACUGAGCUGCGAGUGUGGUAUGCAGCUUUUUACGCCAAAAAAAUGGAAAAGCCAGUGCUGAAGCAGGUCCCUAGUGUUGCCAAUGAUGUGUGCUUGGCAGUGAUGGAAUCUGAUAAAGAAGGGAAUAAGGUCUCUUCAAAACCUUCUGCUGUCUUACCCCAUAAAAAAACGAAGAAAUCCAGCAUAUCAGCAGCUGAUCCAGCAGUGAACACUCCGGAAGGCAGUGGAACAGCAGAAGCAAAGCCCAGCCAGUGGAUGUGUAAAGUGUGUUCAUCUGCUUUCCAGGAGCCUCAGCUGCUGACAGAGCACUUGCUGAGUCACCUGGAACAAGCCAAAGGUGCCCCCCAGCCCAGCCCAAAUGAUGCUGUGGCAGAGAAGGCAGCAGAGGCUCCCCCCACGGACCAGCCAGAGCCCAGUGAUGCAGCCAGUGCCAGCACAGACUCCAGGAGAAAGGCCAGGAGGGGGAGAAAGGCCAAAACACCAAAAGCAGAAGCACCUCUUGUCGUUGAUGAAGAGAAAGAUCCCGCAGUGGAACAUGUGGCUGACAUUGUAACUGAGCUCCCUCCAGAAGAGCUAGCCCUGCCUCCACCUGCAGAGGAGAGGAUUAUGGAUUUGGUUUUAGGAAAGAUGCCUAGCACCACAAAUAGCAUCAGUUCAGUGACAAAUAGGUUUGCUCAUCACCAAAACACCAUGUCCCUCAAAAGAAGUUUAAUUCUCUCUAGUAGACACAGGAUACGGCGGAAGCUGAUAAAGCAGCUUGGGGAGCACAAGCGGGUCUAUCAGUGCAGUAUCUGCAGUAAGAUCUUCCAGAACAGCAGCAACCUCAGCAGGCACAUCCGUUCUCAUGGUGACAAACUGUUUAAAUGUGAGGAAUGUGCAAAGCUGUUCAGCAGGAAGGAGAGCUUGAAGCAGCACGUUUCAUACAAGCACAGCAGAAACGAAGUUGACAGUGAGUACAGGUACAAAUGCACCACGUGUGAAAAGGCCUUUCGGGUAGAGAGUGCACUGGAAUUCCAUAACUGCAGGACAGAUGACAAGACUUUCCAGUGUGAGAUGUGUUUCAGAUUCUUUUCUACAAACAGCAACCUUUCAAAACACAAGAAGAAGCAUGGGGAUAAGAAGUUUGCAUGUGAAAUCUGCAAUAAGAUGUUCUACAGGAGGGAUAUCAUGCUAGACCAUCAAAGAAGACACUUGGGAGGGGUGAGGCGUGUGAAAAGAGAAGACUUUGAGCACAGCACGGAGAACAUGGUUCGCUACAAGAAGGAGCCUUCGGGAUGCCCCGUGUGUGGGAAGGUAUUUUCAUGUAGGAGCAACAUGAACAAACACCUUCUAACACAUGGAGACAAGAAGUACACUUGUGAAAUCUGUGGACGUAAAUUUUUCAGGGUGGAUGUGUUGAGAGAUCAUAUUCAUGUCCAUUUUAAGGACAUAGCCCUCAUGGAUGAUCACCAGAGAGAAGCAUUCAUUGGUAAAAUUGGAAUCUCAUCAGAGGAAAAUGAUGACAACUCUGAUGAAAGUGCAGAUUCUGAGCCUCACAAGUAUAGCUGCAAAAGGUGCCAGCUGACUUUUGGCAGAGGGAAGGAGUACCUGAAGCACAUCAUGGACGUGCACAAGGAGAAGGGCUACGGCUGCAGCAUCUGCAACCGGCGCUUCGCCCUGAAGGCGACGUACCACGCGCACAUGGUCAUCCACCGGGAGAACCUGCCUGACCCCAAGGUGCAGAAAUACAUCCACCCAUGUGAAAUCUGUGGAAGGAUUUUUAACAGUAUAGGAAAUCUGGAAAGACAUAAGCUUAUACAUACAGGUGUAAAAAGUCAUGCUUGUGAGCAAUGUGGCAAAUCAUUUGCUAGGAAAGACAUGUUAAAAGAACAUAUGCGAGUCCAUGAUAAUAUCCGAGAAUACUUGUGUGCAGAGUGUGGCAAAGGAAUGAAGACAAAACAUGCACUUCGUCACCACAUGAAACUUCACAAAGGGAUUAAGGAAUAUGAGUGCAAGGAAUGCCACCGAAAAUUUGCACAGAAGGUCAAUAUGCUGAAGCAUUACAAAAGACACACAGGAAUCAAAGAUUUCAUGUGUGAGCUCUGUGGGAAGACAUUUAGUGAGAGAAACACAAUGGAGACUCACAAGCUGAUUCAUACAGUAGGAAAACAGUGGACAUGUUCAGUGUGUGAUAAGAAGUAUGUCACUGAUUACAUGCUACAGAAGCACAUCCAGCUCACUCAUGAUAAGGUGGAAGCCCAGAGCUGCCAACUGUGUGGGACAAAGGUUUCUACCAGAGCCUCCAUGAGUCGGCACAUGAGGCGUAAACAUCCAGAAAUCCUUUCAGUGAGGAUUGAUGAUUUAGAGCAGCUGCCAGAGACAACUACCAUUGAUGCCUCUUCGAUUGGGAUUGUUCAGCCGGAAUUAGCCUUGGAACAGGGCGAAUUACCAGAAGGGAAGCAGCACAUAAAAGCUCCUAAACGUGGCCAGAAACGAAAACAAAAGUCGGGUGAGGAGGAGGAAGCUCAAGUGCCUGAGGACCCUGCCUUCAGUGAAUACACAGAGAAGGAAGGUGAAUUCACAGGGAAUGUUGGAGAUGAGACUAAUUCAGCUGUACAGAGCAUCCAGCAGGUGGUGGUGACCCUCGGCGACCCCAACGUCACGGCCCCUUCCAGCUCUGUGGGGCUCACAAACAUCACCGUCACCCCCAUCACAACAGCAGCUGGGACCCAGUUCACAAACCUCCAGCCAGUGGCCGUGGGCCACCUGACUGCCCCGGAGCGCCAGCUGCAGCUGGACAACUCCAUCCUCACCGUCACCUUCGACACCGUCAGCGGCUCCGCGAUGCUGCACAACCGCCAGAACGACGUUCAGAUCCAGCCCCAGCCAGAGGCGACCAACCCCCAGUCCGUGGCCCAUUUUAUAAACCUGACCACCCUGGUGAACUCCAUUGCUCCUCUGGGGAACCAGAUUUCGGAACAGCACCCCCUGACCUGGAGGUCAGUGCCUCAGACUGAUGUCCUGCAGCCCCAGGCGCCGGCGACGCAACAGCAGCCGGGGCAGCAGCCGGUUCAGACAGAGCAGCAGCAGCAGAUGUACAGCUACUAAUUUAUAACUUUGGGAAGUUUUGAAAUGGACUGUACUCAGAGACAAAACAAACAAACAAACAAAAAAAACAUUGGAAAAUUUCUAAUAGGAUUGUUUGCUGGAUACCAAACAGAGACGGGAAAAUGUUUAUACAGUGAGGUGUGAGGUAAAAUUGGCGUAGCACCCUGCAGCACCCCGAUCUGAGAUUCUCAUGCUGUCUCUAGACCUUGCACUGUCUUAACAGAACAAAAAAGGAAAAAAAAAUCUCACCACAAAUUCAGCAUCCCCUUGCACUUGUGCAGUAAGAUUGAGAUUUGACAGGUGUCAAAUCAUCAUACACCUUAACCAAAGCAGGGAAAUCCUAAAUGUUACGGCACUUGUGAUGUACAAAAGCCUUUCAGCCAUACCAUGUCACUUCUCUGCAGUCUGGAAGUGAAAUGUGAAGACCUUGUUCACAGUGAGUGGAAUGUACUUGUGGUCAGCUGGUAGAGACUGAGACGUGAAGACACAAAUGGGCAAAACAAUAAUUGUCUUUGUUUCUUGUUUUCUUUAGGUCUUGUAUCUUAACAACACUGGUAAACUAGGUGGAAUUUGGGGCUUUGGGGUGGGCAUGAGUGUGGUGUGGAAGAAAAUAUACCAAUUUUACAAAGUAUUUCCAUUUUAGUCAUGGGAAAAACCCUGUACCCAUCACACAGUGUUAGUGCUACUUGAAUCAGAUAGCUGGUCUGAUGCUAAAGCAACUUUUAGGGUCUUCUAGUCAAGUUUGAAUCAAACCAAUUACAAACUGGAAAAAAAAAAAAAAGAAUGUGAUACAGUUUUAUGUAAUUUUUCAAACCUGCUCUUUCAAUCUUGCUUUUAGCUAAUAGGCCUGAAGAGCAAUCAGUCCCCUUUGAUCAAGUUCAGGAUGUGAAUUUUUUUCAAUUCGACUUAUUUCAUCGUGUAAUAAACAUUUGAGAAAGCAUUCUUUUUAUAUAUAUAUACAUACACAUAUAUAUAUAUAUAGCCUUUGUACUUUACUGUGUGUUCCUGGUGAAUAUUUGUGUGAAAAACAUUGUUGCCAAUACGAUUCAUUGAUUUUUUUUCAUCCCCAUGUUGCCUUUUCUCACGGAAAUAACAUAUGGAUUCUAUUCCUUCUGUUUCCAGAAGUAUUUCCAAAAUCCAUGGCCACACACAGGGUUGUGUGACAAGGAAAAGGGAAUGUCUGAAGCAUUUUCUGUGUGCUGCCACAUGGAGUCAGUGUGCCCCAGUGUAUAACGGGCAAGGUUUGCAUGACUGUUGGGGAUACAAAUAGUGGGUUGGGUCAAGGGCAUCCUUGCUGACACUUCACUCUCAUUCCAUCCUCCAUACAUUGAUGUGCAGUCUGGACUUUUGCAUGUCAAGAAGAUAGUACUGUUCCCACAGGAAAAAAAAAAGAAAAAAGAGCUGAUAGCAAAAAGGAAUAAACUAAAAAAAAAAUAUAUAUAUAUAAUAUAUAAAAUAUGUUGCUACCUGGAAUCCUGAAAGGCAAAUCUGUCCUUCCAGCUGAAGAACAAGGUCCUUUGGGGCAGCAGACUGAGCCACGGAACCUUGCUGGGGAUUCUUGCUGAGGAUAAAGCAGCUGCUGUGUUUGACAGAUGGAUUGAUGGUUGUAAAAAUCCUGUCUGUGCCUAUCAUAGUUAUGAAAAUGUUCCAUGUAUUAGCAAAAAUACAAAUAGGAAUGACUUCAGCUUUGAAAGUCUCUAUUAACAUGGAGUACUUGACCCCUAAAGGAUGCCUUAUGAUCUCUGCAACAAAUUCUUCCAAAGUAUAAAUGUCUGGAUAUUAAAACUAACCUCCAGUGUUUUUUUUGGUGCCAUAGCAGUGUCCAGAGCCUUGCUAUGCCAGGCCCUGUGUAAAGCUGCAGGACAUGUGUAAGAAAGGGGUUUCUGGUGACAGAUUUUGUGUGUCAGAGGAGCAGAACUACUUUUCUGUAAAUGUCAAAAAGUCUACAAAAUGUCUGCAUGGGGGAGACCUGUAUUUGAUGGGACAAGGAUACAUAUCAGAAAGAGAAAAUACCUUUUAGUGGUGUGGGAAAGAGAAUUUUUCAUUCCCUACCCCGUUCUGUCUUCCUCAGAUACUUUUCACACAAUAUCACAAGAUGCUGUAAUGUUUUAGACUCCCAAUAUCCCAAGAAGUAGACUUCUUGGAUUAUUUCACCACUGGCUUGAGCUAAUUAAGUUUAUCCUCAGCUGUCUUGUCCACAGAUGCUUCCCUUUCACACUAAACCUGGUGGGCAAGAGGAAGCCAGGUUUUAUUUACAAAAUAUGCUGUUUAUGUACUUGAAACUUCUUUUUUUUCCCCUGUGUUUGGUGCCUAAUUGGUAAAGGCAUGUUAUCUUUUGGCAGGGUACUUUGGAGAGAGUGGGGAAAAAAGGGAAGGCAGGCAAAUGGAGAGGUCCUAGAUGGAGCUGUUGUGGUAAAUAAAAGAUGGCUAACAUCUAAAAAGAUACAUAUAUAUAUAUAUAUGUACACACAGAUGGAGGGUUACAGUGCUGCAUAUAGAAUUUCUACAACAAAGUUUUGUUUAGACAUACGUAAAUGGUGAUUAAGGUUUUAGCUGGGAAAAAAAAGAGGGGUUUUGCCUUAGCAGAAUCCAUCUGCUCCAUGUUAAUACUACUGACAGUAACACUGAUGCUGCACUGAAUCAACCUGCAUCAUUUUAACACAUCAUUUCCUGUUUGGUAAGAAUUGCACAUGGAGGUAAUGGACCACUAGAGACCUCUCUGGCCUUACAAAGCCUCUUUACCCUGAUGUGGUCCAUUGUACUCUUCUGUACUUCUGUGGGGCCUGGCCUGCCACCCACACUACCUGGCCUUCGUGUUCCCACCCAGGCAGGUGGGAUCUUGCUUUUCUGACAGGGAUUGAUUCCAGCUGAUUUUAGAAGGAAUGAUCACACAGUGAGUGCUUGCAUGUUGGUGGGCACUUAGAAAUAUCCCUCAUUAGUCUCUCAGUAUCCUCAAAAUCAUGGAAUUGGAAGGCACCUCAAAAGAUGAUCUGGUCCAGCCUUUUUUGGGGAGAGGGAGCUUGGAUGAGGUUACAGAUUCAUGGAAUCAUCAUUAUCCAGCACCCUGUCCAAUUGCAUCUUUACAAUCUCCAGUGACAGGGACUCCACCACAUCCCUGGGGAGGUUGUUCCAGUGGAUGGUUGUUCUUACUUAGAAAUUAUCUUAAAUAAUAUUCUGCUUCAGGAAGGAAAAAUAUAAGCACUGGAAGGGCUUUGGCUGUGUCAGGCAAUAGAAAGUUCUCUGCAAGCUGAUCUUCCCAGAGCACUCCUUUGAGACAGGAGUGACUUUUCCUGCAACCCUUGCUAUGGUACCUCAUCAUCUCUCAGCAUGACUUUAUUGUUACUACUGUUAUUGGCAUCCCUACGAGAACACAACUGUGUCUUGGGUGUGCUGCACCACGAAAACAUUUCAGAAAAACCUAAUUCUUGUGUUUGCUUUUGUUUCAAAUUAUUUUGUUUGGAGAGGUUGGAAAUUGCUGCCUUUUCAGACACAGAGCUUACCCUGGACAAGCGAGUGACUCUUGUCCAGCUGCUCUCCCAGCCCAGCGUUUUUCAGGUGGAUACCAAAGUUGUACCGAUGCUGUUUUCAAACUGCACAAGAGACAAAAGCUCCGUUAAGGGAUGUGCAAUCCAAAUUUCCUUUGCCCAUUUUUUACCUGCCUCUUCAGCUGUAGGACCUGAAGGUUAUUUGUUUUCAGCCACCGGUGUUGGGAGAUUUUUGCAUAACAACUGUUCAGUCGAAAACUGGAAUUACUUGGAGCCAAAGGAGUGAUGUUGUGUAGUGUUCUGUGUAUUGUCAUUGUUUACUGCUGAGACUGUUUAAUUGAAUGCUGUCUGUGGCACACAGGCUCU
This is a messenger RNA of Manacus vitellinus (golden-collared manakin), 7468 nucleotides long. It is a transcript of the gene PRDM15, whose product is annotated as PR/SET domain 15. Lineage: Eukaryota; Metazoa; Chordata; Aves; Passeriformes; Pipridae. Gene Ontology annotation, molecular function: RNA polymerase II cis-regulatory region sequence-specific DNA binding; histone deacetylase binding; DNA-binding transcription factor activity. The record is from RefSeq and is a predicted model, not a curated record. Gene Ontology annotation, cellular component: nucleus; cytoplasm. The transcript is spliced from 25 exons. Bases 78 to 3617 code for a protein of 1179 amino acids. Gene Ontology annotation, biological process: cell fate commitment; regulation of transcription by RNA polymerase II.